This is a messenger RNA of Eufriesea mexicana, 801 nucleotides long. Its product is annotated as probable cationic amino acid transporter. The record is from RefSeq and is a predicted model, not a curated record. Gene Ontology annotation, cellular component: plasma membrane. The transcript is spliced from 4 exons. Gene Ontology annotation, biological process: amino acid transport; transmembrane transport. Lineage: Eukaryota; Metazoa; Arthropoda; Insecta; Hymenoptera; Apidae. The annotation marks the transcript as partial. Gene Ontology annotation, molecular function: amino acid transmembrane transporter activity.
AUGUUGGCCACCCAUUUAUUGGCAAAGUUAGUUCCGAAAUGUACCUCUAGGCGGCAGCCUAUUGUUUCCUGCAAGUUCGUUGGAAAUUCCGUGGAAAUAUUACCUCCUUACGAAAACGUGUCGGUACAAAGCAGAUGCAAUACGGAUUCUUUAUUGGGAACUGGGCCACGGAUCAGCGAUGCGUCACAAGAUUCAUUUUUAUCACAAACCUAUAAAGCUUUAUCUCUUGCCAGAACUUCCGAUAAUUCAGGUGUUUCCGCUUUUGCUCCACAGAAGUGCCUGACGACUCUGGACCUAACGUCCUUGGGGGUUGGCUCCUGCGUUGGGACAGGGAUGUAUCUAGUCGCAGGGAUGGUGGCGCGCAGCGUCGCUGGACCAGGCGUCGUCAUCUCGUUCAUAAUCGCGGCCAUUGCUUCUAUUUUUUCCGGAGCAUGUUACGCCGAGUUUGGAGUACGAGUGCCUCACACGACUGGCAGCGCUUACAUGUACAGUUACGUCACCGUAGGCGAAUUAAUGGCAUUCAUUAUUGGAUGGAACAUGAUACUGGAGUACCUUAUAGGUACGAGCGCGUGUGCUUGCGCCCUUAGCGCCUGUCUGGACGCUCUCGCGGAUGGCGCCAUUUCCAAAGCGAUAGCUAACAGCGUGGGAACUAUUUUCGGUCGACCACCUGAUUUUCUCGCGUUCGUCAUCACCAUACUAAUGAUGUUGCUAAUGGCCGCGGGUGUGAAGAAAUCUCUGGUGUUCAAUAACGUAUUAAACGCCAUCAAUCUUGCCGUGUGGGUGUUCAUCAUGACGGCGUUC